Molecule: messenger RNA, 3542 nt
Organism: Podarcis raffonei (Aeolian wall lizard)
Lineage: Eukaryota; Metazoa; Chordata; Lepidosauria; Squamata; Lacertidae
Gene: RHOH
Product: ras homolog family member H
Exons: 1
Coding region: 235-810 (191 amino acids)
Biological process (GO): small GTPase-mediated signal transduction
Molecular function (GO): GTPase activity; GTP binding
Source: RefSeq, a predicted model, not a curated record
UGCAACAAAAAAAUCACAUCUGUACUCUCUUCUUGUUUUUGUAGAGAACGUAUUUAACUCUCUGAAAAGCGUCAAUAUUGAGUGGGAGAGCAGAAGAUUUCGGCUUCUGGAGCAAAACUGCCAAGAAAACACUGCGGAAACCUGGGCAGAUUCCUGCUGAAUGGCGCUCACAGUAGCAGGACCCCAGGAAGUCCUCAUCCAGGCUCUCUUUUAGAUUAAGUAACCUUUGAGGAAAUGUUGGAUUCGGUCAAAUGUGUCCUGGUAGGGGAUGCGGCAGUCGGGAAAACGGCUCUGCUGCUGCGCUUUACUUCGGAGACUUUCCCGGACGCUUACAGACCCACCGUUUAUGAGAACACCGGGGUCGACGUCUUCCUGGAUGGCGCCCAGAUCAGCUUAGGCCUUUGGGACACGUCCGGCAGUGAUGCCUUCAAAGGCAUCCGCCCCCUUUCCUACCAGCAGGCUGACGUGAUUCUCCUGUGCUACUCGGUGGCCAACCAGAACUCGUUCCUCAGCUUGAGGAGCAAAUGGGUUACGGAGAUCCGGACGCACUUGCCUCGUAUUCCCAUUUUGGUGGUGGCUACCCAGAUUGACCAGAGGGAGACGGGACCUCACAGCGCCUCCUGCAUCAGCCCGUUGCUCGGGAAGCGGCUGGCGAGGGACAUCCGAGCAAAGGCCUUUGUGGAAUGCUCAUCUCUUGCCAACAGGGGCGUCCAGAAGGUGUUUGAGUGUGCCGUCCGGACAGCGGUGAACCAAGCAAGGAAACGAGCCCGGAGGAAACUUUUCUCAGUCAACGAGUGCAAGGUCUUUUAAACUCUGACUUGGCCUUUUCCGCCUCUCUCACAAAACAGACUCCCUUUUGUGCGGCAGAAGGGCACUGAUGCGAAGGCUGACAAACAGGAGCACACUGUGUUAGCAUUCGUGGUGGGCUGUGACCAGCAUGGUGGGAACUUCGUUUGCGAAGAACAAAAUUGGACUGCCCUUCCCCAUAAGGAUGCGAUGGUCCCAUUUGGCUCCCAGUGGCAUCGACGGAACAAAAGCUGAACUGGAGACUUUUGAACAGGAGCACGUUGUUAGCACUGUGGGGGAUUUUGGAAUGUAUUUAUUCCGCGGCGGUGGAAAUCUUGCUUCUCAGUGAAGCAUCAUGGAUUGGAGAAAUCUGAUGGAGACUUGCGCAGGUUUUCUUCCAGGGCCAUGGCUUUCAUCAAAGUACAACCAGGGUUUUAGUUUGAUACUGGUGCUGGAGAUUAGGCUCCUGAAACUACCAACCAACCCACCUCACACAUGACAGCCCCCAGGGUUACCUGGGGAGUUGGCGGGGGGAGGGGUCAGUGACGUAGCUACACUGUUUGAUUUUGUUUAACUUGGUUUAAUUUAUAACUUGAAUUUGGUGUCAGACCGAUGUCUGCGGAAGCAAAUUCCUAGUGUGAAGAAAAUCGGACAAAACUAUUCUGUCUACUGAAGUGUGGAGGGUUAAUUCUGAUCAUUCUGACGCAGCUGAAGAUCAGUGGUGGCGAGACAUGCUUUUAAUAGCUAUGUGGCAGAAAGUAAUAAGUCCUGCAAGCAUAAAUUACUGUCUUGGUGGUAUUGUGAUGAGACAAGCUACGCUUACUUGCUUCUUCAUACCAGUUCAAGGCAGAGAUUCUCCCUUUAAGAAGUACGCAGCUCUUCUGUCUGCCCUGGGAUAUGAGCACAAAGGAAUUAGUGAGGUGACCAUUUAUUUUAUUUUUUCUGGUAGGCUUCCUGUGUGUGCCACAGGUUUCUGCUGGGCAGAAAUUCAACAGGAUCAAAGCGUUCCUCACCCCUGGAACCCCAUUCCUGACAAAGCUCCACCUGUAGAAAUUCUGCCUGCAUAUCAUUGGUAAAGGCCAGAAGAAAGAAAAAAAAAGAGAGCAACCUUUACAAAAUAUAUGGUUUUGUUCGAGGGUCCAAAAGCCGGGUUGAAAAUGUAACUGACCAUUUAUAUAUGAGACCUAAAUAUGUGAAUCUAAAGCUAAGAAGUGUGUAAUACAUAUUUUUAAGUUCCCAGGAUAAAUUUAACGCCCUUUAACAGAAACUAAAUGGGAAUGUCAGUAGCUUUCCUGCAGGGAAGUCACAGAAAACAAUCCAUGAAGUUUAUUAGUUGGGACUGUUAACAGCUUGAACUGUUGACUGUUUAGAUCUUGCCAUUAACCUGACUAGAUACAAGGAUGUAAUCUGGUAGCAGUUUUGUUAGAGAAUGAGGGUGGGUUUGCCUCCAACACUCACCUGUUCCCUGCAAUCUACACACAUUCUAAGAAGAUAAUUAUCUUGUUAGGUGGGUCUUACCAGGGUUUAUCCUUCUGGCCCAAUUAUCCUGUAUCCAAAAAUGGCCAGUCUCACACCUUUGAAAGCUCUCAUGCCAGACAUGAACAGUUCUCCCCUCUUGUCUCCACCUCCUGUUACUCGCAAGUAGACUGUCUCUGCACAUGGCAACUUAGAUAUCAUGAUUUGCAACCUUCAUGGAUCCUUCAAGCUACUUGUCAUCGCCACUUAUGGUGUGGGGUCCCUGAGCUAAUUAUCCAUUGUAAACUAUUUUUAAAACUAUAUCCUGGAAUUAUUAUUUUUUUAAAAAUAUUAAAACGCUGUCUAGAAUUCCCCACUUGGCCUUGCCAAUCCACGCACCGCAGAUGACUGCAAGUGCAGAACUUCUGCCAACUUUUUAAGCAGCUCCUGCUCCUGUGCCUUUGACAACAGGCUGCUGUGCAGACGUCACUUAUUCUUGUGCCAAAAAGGGCUUCUCCUCCUGAUUUUUUCAGAACAAGCUUCAGGGAAAGGCACAGGUUCAGACCAAGACAUAUUUUUCCCUGUUCAUUUGGCAGUUCUGUCUACACAUGUAGUGUCAUAGCGCAGAAUAUAUUCUGAGAUUCCCUGCAUAUUUGAAUCAGCAUCACAAAUGACAGACUGAGAAUACAGGAAGUUGUUAUCGAAACAUGUGGCCGGCACAUCCUGAGAACCCCUUCAGUGCUUUAUCAUGAACUGUGCUUUGCCGUGUCAGUUCAACUACCAGUGAUUACACCGAUGAGAUAAUCCAUAUUUAAUUUUCGAGAACAUCUUUGCUUGCUGUGACACCCAAGGGUGAGUGGGCAGAAUGGAAACUGCUUCCCAUUUUGAGGUCUGCCAAGACCGUGCUUAAAUUAGACACCUAGGUGGAAGGAGGUGCUCAUAAAUGCUCUUUCCUGUAAAAACAGGAAGCUUUUAGGGCACAUAAAGUAGUCCUAAUGAUUUAAACGGAACAGGUGAGAUACGAAUUACAGCCUUCUGUUUCUGAUGUUAAAUGUCCAUUUUAGAUGAGCACUAAAAUAGCAUAUGCACCAUUUCCUCAUGUAUAUGUUUCUGAACUCUAGUUUUCUUGAAAUAAAAAUCAUAUAAAGUCAUUUGUGGCAAACAGCGUCUUUUCGUCCCUUAAGGAGGGUCGUUUGGGAUGACGAAAUGGCAAGGCAAAAAGUGGUCUGCUUUGUUCCCGGUCCAUAGCUUCUGGCUGAAAUCCGCUUUUAAGUUCUUACACCACAAAUGUCCGGGGUUCU